CUACAGACUAGCGCCUCUAUCUUCUGUACUGAGCUCAACAUGACAGAAGACUCCGACGUAACAAUUUAUCGGCACUAUUGCCCGCCAGGGGUCAAACGGGUUAUCGCAUCAGGAAGUAGUGCGUUUAUCGGAGAAGUCGAUGACUACACUGUAUUCAAAUAUCCUCUAGCGCCUAACGGAGACAUGAGUCGACCAGAAGUUGAAAGAAAACUCCUCGAAAUUGUUGGGCUGCAUCCACGCAUUAUACAACUAAAAGGCGCCUCUGAUACUGGCUUGUAUCUAGAGCGUGCUGCUAACGGAACCUUGGCGGAUUAUAUACUUGAAACCGCCAAUCCUCCCCCUUCAAUGCGCAGACGAUUAGCCUGGUGCCGUGAGGCUGCUGCAGCAGUUUCAAGAGUUCACGACCAAGGACUUCUCCAUUGCGAUAUCCAACCUACGAAUCUGCUCUUAGAUGAGGAGCUCCAUGUUAAGCUGUCAGACUUCCAAGGGAAGAAGUUGUCUCCUGAUGGAUCAGUGCUGCUUGACGGUUGCAGUAGUGAACCUUGUCGAUUCUAUUGCCCACGCAAUGACGCUUUUGAUGCAAACAUCAAGACGGAGCUCUUUGCCUUAGGGUGCACUAUUUACUUUAUUAUGAUGGGCCAUGCUGUUUACCCUGAUAUUAAAGAUGGCGAGGAUGGAUGGUAUGAGAAGGUACAAGAUAGAUUUGUUCAGGGCAACUUUCCGCAGGAUUCGCAUGUCUGCACGGUAAUCACCUCAAAGUGCUGGUUGGGAGAAUAUAAGUCUGCCUAGGAGCUGCUACAGGAUAUUGUAUCUAUAGAGGAGCGUAUCUAGGGUCACACGACUCCAAGCUAGAAGUCGUGAAUGUAUCAAAAGAAGGCGCCAGGGCAUGAUACUACAAAUACGUGGGGUCAAGAGCUACUUAGCUAGCGACAGCAGGAACCACUGGCUCUCAACAGUCAAAAAUCCAACUAGUUUUGUCAAGUCAAGUCUGAGCGGACAGGGCUUAGUGCUGUGGUCACGUAUUGAACUAUGAGAAGCGUAGUGGGGAACGACGUUAAUAGAAGUACAACCAGCAG
Messenger RNA from Colletotrichum navitas, 1076 nucleotides. Its product is annotated as kinase-like domain-containing protein. The transcript has a single exon. NCBI's taxonomy places the organism in Eukaryota, Fungi, Ascomycota, Sordariomycetes, Glomerellales, Glomerellaceae. The record is from RefSeq and is a predicted model, not a curated record. Gene Ontology annotation, biological process: protein phosphorylation; chromosome segregation. Gene Ontology annotation, molecular function: ATP binding; protein serine/threonine kinase activity. Gene Ontology annotation, cellular component: nucleus; cytoplasm; centrosome. Bases 40 to 789 code for a protein of 249 amino acids.